GGCGAGAAAAGCGCCGGGGGAGCGGCGGCGGCGGCGGCGGCGGGCGCGGCGGGCGGCGGAGCGGCGAUGCGCCUGACGCAGAGCAUGUGCACCAUCGCCGAGUGCGCGCCCGGCGGGGAGGGCUGCCCUCCCGCCGCCGCUGCUGCCGCCGCCCGGCCCCGCCUCGUCAAGAUCGCGGUGGUGGGGGGCAGCGGCGUGGGCAAGACAGCUCUGGUGGUGCGGUUCCUCACCCGGCGGUUCAUCGGCGACUACGAGAGGAACGCAGGUAAUCUCUACAGCAGGCACAUCCAGAUAGAUGGAGAGAUGUUGGCUAUUCAAGUGCAAGAUACUCCAGGAGUUCAGAUCCAUGAACACAGUCUGCAUUGUAAUGAGCAGUUGAACAGAUGCAUUCGCUGGGCAGAUGCCCUGGUGAUUGUCUUCUCCAUCACAGACUAUAAGAGCUAUGAACUACUCAGUCACCUUUACCAUCACGUUCGUCAGUUGCAUCCGGGAAACGCAGUCCCUGUUGUCAUUGUUGCAAACAAAGCUGAUCUCUUGCAUAUCAAAGAGGUGGAGCCUCAGCAUGGACUUCAGCUGGCCAACAUGCUGGGCUGUACUUUCUACGAAGUAUCUGUCAGUGAAAACUACAAUGACGUCUUCAAUGCCUUCCAUCUCCUCUGUAAAGAAGUCAGUAAACAGCAAACAACCAGCACCCCUGAGAGAAGGAGAACCUCUCUUAUUCCACGACCAAAAUCGCCCAACAUGCAGGACCUGAAGAGAAGGUUUAAGCAAGCCCUGUCUGCCAAAGUGAGGACUGUCACUUCUGUUUGACAGCAGAGCCAUUGGUCUUCCCAACGUUUAGCCUGAGAUUGAAACCUGGGGUGUUUAACACUGGCACAUCUAGAGACUGAGGCAUUGUGAAAGAAGGAUGGUUCGGGUAGCCUUUUGCAUGGCUGUAGAAGUUUCUAAGCAUUUGCUUAAAAAAGGAACAGUGGCAGAUUGGAAAAGGAAAAAAAAAAAAACCCCAAACUCUUGAAAUAGUUCGAGGAUGUGACUUGCAGAACAAGUAUUUUCACUUGGAAAAGGAACUUUUCAGUAAAUGAAACAAGCUUUCGGUUUGCCUUUUCUCCAGUUGGACAGAUUUGGCUUUCAUUUGUGCAGAAACAACCUUUUAGCUGUAACUCAACUUGUACUUGAGAAGGUAAACACCCUGAACUGCAGUUCACUGUUCAGAAGUAACCACUUGAGUCAUGUUUUCACAUGGGUGAAGGACAGCAUGACAUAUCUGUUUAAUUUUAUUGCACAGUAGAACUGUUUAUUUCCCAUGUAUUUCAAAAGAAACAGCAAACAUGAAAUCGCUCUGUAAAAAUAAGUGUAAAAUAAGUGGACACAACUGGGUAUCAAGAGUGUAAACAAUGGUCCUUUAUUUUUUUACUAGCUAUGUUAUUGUUGACAACUUGACCAGACUCUUUGUAUGCAAAACUAUUGUCUGCAGGGUGUAAACAUAUCCAAUUACAAAUAACUUGUGGGUUUUUUUACUGUCUGAAAAAAAUACUGUCCAGACUAAAUGAUCCACCAUGGAGAUUUUGAGGACCAAGUGUGGAGUUGGAUUGAUAGUCCAUUAGAGCUGUCAGUGUAAGACACUUCUCUCUGUGUGCUAAAGGCCCAGAAGGAACGUGGCUGUGAUUCAGCUUGGUGUGAAGCACAGCUGGCUCUAGGCAAUGAAGCUGGUGGCUUGUUCUGAGCUGAGCCAGUCCCUCUUCAUCCUUAAACACGUGGCAGAUUUAUAUAUAAAACUUUUUUUUUUUUUUUUUUUUUACAUUGAGCCAAUGGAGUUCACAGGCUAAAGGCCUUAUACACAUGCACUUUAAAAAGCCAGUUGUGCUUUUGUUUAAACUGUAACUUAUUUAUUUUGUGUACAGUUACUCCUCAUAGGGAGUGGACUUUUCAUUCUUACUGCCUGGUUCAACAUUAAAUUUUUGAAUUGCG
Aquila chrysaetos chrysaetos is the source of this 1968-nucleotide messenger RNA. RefSeq names its product RAS like family 11 member B (gene RASL11B). Lineage: Eukaryota; Metazoa; Chordata; Aves; Accipitriformes; Accipitridae. Bases 67 to 810 code for a protein of 247 amino acids. The transcript is spliced from 4 exons. Gene Ontology annotation, molecular function: GTPase activity; GTP binding. The record is from RefSeq and is a predicted model, not a curated record.